AAAAAACGCGUCGCGCGGACGGUUAAAAAGCGGACGCCGGUCGACGCGCAGGGCACAGUUUUUCACGAUGAUAUGCCGAACGAUCGUUUUCUACGUCGCCGUUCAGGUACGCGUUUUUUGUUUGUUUUUGUUUUUUCGGCUGCGUCCGAGUUCCGGCCCGAACGUAAAUUUUGAAUGUUUAAAGACAUUGUACUACAGUUCCGUCCGGGUUUUCAGAAUAGAUACACCAAUUCCGUCCCGUGUAAUUUAUUUAACUACGCGAGUUCCGUCCCUUUUUUUGCAUUCUCUACACAGUAUUCAAAUUGCGGUGUACAAUUUACGACUACGAUCACGAUUCCAUAUUGUUUAGAAAUAGAGAUAACAUUGCUUUCAGUUACCGCACUAAAUAGUCGGAUUCGAUAACGCUGCAGUGUCAUUUAGAAAUAAAGAUAAAACUAUAUUUAGCUUUUAAACUUCACCGUCAUUAUUUGUGCGUCUGCGUGUUUGGAUUUAUUAUUUGUUAUUGUACUGAUAAUACAGUAAUAUUGUAAUUUAGUUAACCUUGUUUCUAUUAAGGACGCAAUAUUGGUACAUGCUUUUUUUUUCACCCGGGACGGAAUCGGUAUAAAAAAAAAAGGUUAUCGGGACGGAACUCGGAUGCAGUUUUUUCUUUUAUUCGUUAUCGCGUUAGGGUUUGCGUGCCCCCCUUUACGGGACCGGUCGUCCCGUCUGAGUAUAUCCAUCGCAAAUCGCCCUUCCUGCAAACCACCGCCACUCGUCGUCAGCCAUUCCAAAGGUCUUUUAUCGAUUCGACUCGGCUCGGGNCAUCGCAAAUCGCCCUUCCUGCAAACCACCGCCACUCGUUGUCAGCCAUUCCAAAGGUCUUUUAUCGAUUCGACUCGGCUCGGGGACGGAUAAUGAGGGAGGGGAAGGUUAGGAGGAGCUCCGUAGCCCCGGGCGUUAUUACUAGCUCUCUGUUUAUUUUUCUUUAGCGGUCCAAGCAUCUUCAUUCUUGUUCAGCGAUAUUUUUCUUUCGAGUACCAACGACAAUAUUAUUGCGAUGACCAAGUUUCGGAGAUCCGUACGCGUAAAUAUCAAGCGCAUUAUCAAUUUUGUUGUACAAGAGGUCGUUCGAUUAUUUGUCCGUCGAUUUCGCGGUACCUCGUCCCGAUAACAUUUGGGAGCCGGUGUUUUUUCGGCGACGAUUUCGUACGGCCUUUUUUUUUUUAGCUUUUUUACAAUCCAUAACUCAACACGGUCGUUAUAUUACAUUAUUAAUUGCUCGGGGUGUCGUCGGUACAACAACGAAACAACGAUAAUAUUGCGAUACGAAAUAAUUAGUAUAGGGGAUUCAUUUUGCUGUCGGUUCUGUUUUGUAUUCAUUAUGAUAUUAUGUUAUUGCAGUCGGUCGUCGUUUUCGCGUCACCCGUCGCCAGUCUGCAGCAUAACGAGCCGAUUGUCUCGCCGUUUUUCUACCAUCCGACGCCGACGUCCAAAGCCAGAGGACUGCCGGAAGUGGCCAAACUACCUAUCAAGAGCAAGUUUACGCCCGCGGGAUCAUCCAAAUUGACACCUGGUAAUUUACAAUAGUAUAAUGCUUAUUGAGGAGAACCGAAAAAUGCAUAGGUAUACUUUAGACGCCAAUAUAAUUUUCCCCGUACUACUAGACACUACCUAUGUCUUCAAAUAGUAAUAACACCGAGCAUCCAAUUGCCCUCAACCGUCAAGCCUCUCGUUUGUGUUUUUUACAAUUUCCGUCAAAAUUUGAACUUUAAACGAGUAUAAAACCUAACCCAUGUGCAUCAAACUAAACUUGUUUUUUUUGGAGUUGUAACUUAUGAUAAACCCCAUGUUAAAUUUUCAAACGUCUCAGUAAAACAAUUUUAUCGACAUAGUGCCUACCAAAAUAAAAAUAAAAAACACAUUUUUUCCUAGUUUUGUCCGAUUAUUAAGAAAACUAUGCACAAAAAUCAAAAAACGAUUUUCUUAACCAUCAGCUACAUUCAGAAUGCAACAAAAAUAUGUCAAUGAAGCUUCUUGCAAUUUUUUGAUUGGAGUAAGAUUUGUGGUAAAAAAAUUAUUUAAAGACAGAGAAAAUGUUUAAAAAAAAGCACAUAUCAUGGUAAAACCAAUACAUCUCUCGUUCCGUUUAGAAUCUUAAAACAAACUAGAAAAAAUAAUCAAAUCAGUGUUGUCGUAAAGUUUUCUAUUUCUCUAUGUUUUUUUUAACUAAAAAAACUGCAAGGAAAAUCAAAAACCGACCCCCCCCCAAUGCACUAACUAAAAACAGUUUGCUUUCGGUGUAAAUAUGGUGCGGUUAAAAAACCGAAGCAAUAUUCCUAACAGGAAAUUAAUUUACCGACACAGAAAAAAAAAACACACACACAUAAUAGUAAAACCAAUACGUUCCUCAGAAUCUAAAAAAAGACUCGAAACUGAAACAAUUAAAAUUACAAGUAGAGUUUAAAAUUGAACGUCACGGCGGGUUUGUGUUCAUUGUAUCGGCGUUUCAAUUAUAACGUGUAAAACUUUUAAACGGCUUUGGUAUCGCGUAACGAGUACAAAUCCAGCCGUUCGCCACGAGAAAGAAUCACUCUGUACAGACAGCAUAUUAUUCAGGCCGAAAAAAUUGUAUAUUGAGUCGGGCGUUCGGUUGCGAUUUGUUGUUUGUAUACGAUUUAAAAACACGAAAAUAAUAUGAUUGAUUGAUUGAAUAUAGGCCACUCGGAAAGGCCUACGGCGGUGACCGGAUGUCGAUGAACUUUGGCCUUUGAACACUGGAUGGAUUCACUCAGUUUCGAUUAUUCGAGAUACCUAUGACUAAUGAUCGUAAUAUAUUAUUACUAUCGUCGUUUUUUUCGUUAUUAGAACAUAUUCAUAUAACAAUCACGAACGAAUGGUUUUUGAAAACAAAUCAGUUUUUAGGAACGUCAGGAAUCGUUAUUUCGAUAAAAUGUGAAAUCCGAUUGGGCGAUGUCUAAAAACUGACCUUUCGGGUAAUCGUCACGCGGCCAUCGGUCCCGGUGAGGGGCCCAAGGCGAGUUCACUCCGUGUCAAUAUCAAACCGAACCGAGCCGAACCGCUUUUGCAUAACAAUAAUCGUAAUAAUUUCCCCGGUUCUAUUAUUAAAAAUAAUGGGACAAACAAUUUAAGGUUCAAUCUGAAAAAGACCUCGUUUUUUUUUUAUUUUUUUUAAUUUCUAUAUUUUACUGUACAAUUAAGUGUGCAAAUAAAGUAACGAGGUUUGUCCAUAAACAUGUCUAAUGUACGAGUUUGAACUUCCUAAAGCCGCGUGGUGGUCCGUAGUGAUUAUUUUCGUAAACUGGUUUUUUUCAGCGCGUACUGAAAAUGAGUGAGAUAAAUUUUCAACAACGGUGUGCCAUCCGAUUUUGUUUCGAACCUGGGCACAGUGUGACGGAAAGUUCUCAGAUAGUGUACUUCCAAGGGCCCAGGUUUUUAUGCGGUCUAAAGCAUAUUCAAAAGGCGGAGAAUCGAUCGAAAACGAACCUCGCAGUGGAAGGCCUUCAACUGCAAAAAAUGAUGAAAACAUUGUUGUCACCCAUUUUCAGAACGUACCCACUAAGAAAACCCAGUCUACGAAAAUUAUCACUACGGACCAACUGACAACCCGUCACGCUCUAGGAAAUUCAAGUUCGUACUGAAGACACAUUAAAUGUUUAUUUUGAAAACAUUUGUAAACGGAAAGCCAUUAGUGUUGCCAGAUAGUAUGCUACGCUAUCGGUUUCAUUAUUUUAUUUACACGCCUCGUAGUUUAAUAUUUUAAUUGAAACAUAUUUUGUUUGUACGUAUACGUUAUAUUCCAUUUUGUUGCGAGUUUGAAAAGUAAUUCUUAUUUGUAUCGGGUUGAUUUCCAAUGCGCGUCUUUUGUCUCGUGUAUAGGUGUAUUUUCUUUUUUUGUCAAUUAACCGCAUUUAAUAGUUGUUUAGAUUGUGUAAAAGAAAAAAAAAAACACUUUAAAAAUCAUUACGGGAAUAUUUUUUAGAAUCUUAAUUUCUUUGAUAAUUUCUAUGAGUAGGUACAAGACGGCGAUAUUUUUCAUCCGGCUACAACGCAAUCGCGAUAGGAAAUAAUAUUCUCUCUAUUGCAUUAGUUCCGCAAAUCGCUAGAAAAUAUUCUGCCAAAAUUGUAUAUAUUUAUUUAUGUAUUGAUUUUUUUAAAUUGUUUAGACACCACGCCCGUCUUUUUUUAAUACAAUACGAACACAGUAUUAUUCUGCCGUCCUUUUAAUUGUCCAUAAUAAUUUGUCGAUUAUUACGUCAUUGAUAACAUCAUACGUGAUUACCGAUUAGUACCUACUCAUCGAAAAGAUAAUCUUCGUACACAUUCCGGUAGAUCAAAACGAAUACGACUUUAAGCUCUCUUGAAUGUCAUACAUGUGGUUUUUCGUUUAAACACGUAAGUAUAAUAUUAUAUGGAAAUAACGGGAUUAAAAAAUGACAAGUUUCUAAAAAUGAGACAAAAGGCGUCUCGUUCGAAGUUCGUCGGUACAACGGGACAUGAAUAUAUGAUGAUCAAAAACGGGACGUAUGGUCACCCUAUCCUUGGCCCUGGUGUCGAAUCUAAACAGUUUUCUUGGAGGGGUUCAUAUUUAUUUUCGCGAGUCAUUUCUUUGUAAAACAAAACGGGUAGGUACAUUUAAUAAAUACAUUUUGUGUAAAGCGCUUUUUCCCGUUAUUUAGAAUGAUCAAAUCUCGAUCAUUUAUCUAUCUCGAAAGCAUUAACUUGAGCUCCAAAAUGUUUUACGUUGGCGUUAUUUUUCACCCUCAAAAAUGAGUGUGAAACAACCGCCCGCUUUUAAUUUGGCUGAUACCGGAAACGGGUUUACCGCUACCCGACGGUAAGUCGGGAAAGCAGAAUUUGCCCAACUAUUAAGAAAACUACAGUCGGAAAACGACUAAUAAACUAAAUCCAAAAUGCCGCGGAAAUGGACCUCGUAAUUUCCAUCAUCGAUUGGAGCAAGAUUUCUGGUCGAAAAGUUGUUUGGAACAAAAGCAAAAAAAAAAAAAUGCUCACAUUACAAUAAGACUAACGCGUUAAUCGCUCCGCUCUGAAUCUAAAUAGCAUAAAAAUUAUAGUGAAGCCAAUGCGAAGAGUACCUAUGAUAAAGAAUACAAAUAAUUGGUGCCUAUCUACCUACUUUAUUGUGCGUGUUCAAUUUUUGUCUAAACAUGAUAUACUUAUUGACGGCAUACAAUGACCUCGUGUAAUUAUUUACAGUGUAUAUUAUUAUUAACAAUAUGCUACUAAUACCUCCUAAAUUACAUAGUAUAAUAAUACAUUGAUAUUACAGAGGUACGGAGUUCAAAUAAUUCUGUUGAGUUUAAGUGUGUGUGCACACACACACACACACACUGUCAAAUCUGUACCGAUAACAUUAUAAAGAGAAAAGAUUUGUUUGUUUGUAUGUUCGUAAUACGGAUGAGCUCAAACACUACCCAACCGAUUUUAAAACUUCUCUCACCUACAAAAAGCCACAUUACCGGGGCUGUAUUUUAUUUUCAAAAACCUUAGAGAUCCCAACGAGAAUUGCGAUAAUGAGAUUUGUAAGUGUUUUUGGUACGGAUAUGUGAUCGUUUAAUCAAGGGUUACUUGGGUGAUACGGAUGGCAAUUCGGUCGUCACGGCCGAGGAGGAAAUUAUUAUUAUUAAAUAUUAACUGUUAUUCUCUAACCUAACCUCACCGGGUCAACAAGUUUAGAAUAUUAUUAUAAUAAUUAUGACCCCCGGGAUAGGGGGCUGCGGGAGUUGCCCUGCGAAUUGUUUUUUCGCCACUGGCGGAGAGGCAACCUCGGCACAGCCGUAUAGACCGGCAUUGAGAAGACGCGCUAUUCUGAACGAAAACGUGUCGUAUUGAGAUCUUAUUAUUUUUUUUGUCACGAUUAAAAGCAUGAACGAUUUUUUUAAAAAUGACCCCCCCCCAAAUAAAAUUCCCGGUUGCGCCGUUGUCUACCACCUCUUGUGUUAUAAUGUAUAAUAUCGUGUUUACGGAACACAAUAAUCCCAGCCUAUCCGAUUACGAGGUUACCUACAUGUUUGUACAAUAAUUUGACACCUAUUACAAUAAUAAUAAUACAUACCUAUAAUAAACCCGCAGGUCGGUACUGACGAUAAAAUCGCCGGGCACGUUCCGUUUUAAUGUUUACAGAAAUGCGUGCAAUCAUUUUUAUUACGUGACUGCAGGCCGAUUUAAAUUUAAAACAAAAUCGACAUUUUCGUCGACUUUAAAAUAGGUACCUAAAUAGAUGUACCUAGGUAUCUACUACCUAGCCCAAAGUGGGUAGAUCCGUAAAAUUGGUCAGAAAAGCAUAAUCUGGCUUUGUAACUGAUGGUGUGUGUACCUAAGUCUAUAUUGAUGCAUAACAUUAUUGAAUUAAACGGUGAGAUUCCAAAUACAGAUGGUGGAUAUCAGUAUUGAAUCGUCUUAUUCCGCAAUAUUUUAUGCCAAAUUACAUUAUUUCAAUAUUAUUCCCUUGGGUGUGUUUUCAAAAAGAUAGUUUAAACAAUUUUAAAAACAAUUGCCAUAAACUUAAAAAAAAAAAAAAAAUUCCACUAAAACGCGAAAUUCCAUUAGUCAUAAUAAUUAAUGUUCAAUUAAAUAAUAAUAAUUAUAAUUCAUUUUUAAUUCCUCUGUGGCUUACAUAAUUGUUGUUUGAUCCGAAAUAGGGAUGGCCAUUAGGAAAUUUGCUUUUUGUUGGAAGCCAAUUUAACGGUUGAAUUCAAUGAUUGUCAUUCGAUAAUACGACCUUUAUUAUUGUUUUAUUUACGCGGUUUUUCCCCCCGCGUUGUAUAUUUUUCACGUACCUAAGUACAAUACUACAAUGUAUGCACUUAUUGUACUUGUAUCGAAUUUGCAAAUUGUUUUAUGAAACCAAAACAAUUUUAUCUACACGAAUAGAAAAUAUAUUUUUAAAAAUUAAUAACUAUAAUAAUUACCUAACUAAUAAUAAUAAAAUAACAAAUAUCUAAUUCAAGAUCUUAGAUAUACCUAAUUCGGUCAAAAUUUCAAAUCUUAUAGAAAAAAAAAAUACAUAUAUAUAAAUAAUUAUUAUAACUUAAGCUAACCGUUGAUAGUGAUGUUGCAUUUUUUUUUUUUGGAGGGGGGGGGGUAGGGAAGUUUCUCCAUUAUUAAGAAAAGUACAAAGAAUUUUAAACAAAUUGUAUUCUUAAUGAACCAGUUAGACAAAGUAGUUAUGAGAAAUAAUCUCUAUUAUGUUAGUACUGAUGGCAGAAAUAUUUUUUUUGUACGAAAUCUUGUUUAUCAUUAAUGGUAAAGCAAAAGUUUACAUUUUAGAAUAACCAAUACAUUUACCUGCUCUAAAAACUUCAAAAGUUGAAUUAUUAUUGUCAACAUUUUGUAUAUAAAAAUAUAAAUUUAGGUUAAAUAGGUACAUACAUAGUUUUACAACAUUAAUAGUAGCCUUAAAAAGGUGUUUAAAAUAUUAAAAACAAAUCUUUUAUAAUUUUCAACUGUACAUAUUAUUAUAUUUAUUUUAAAUAUUUUUCAAGGGAAUAAUCACCCAACUCGUAGUGGUCGUAAUCCCAUCAUAGACACAUAUCAAACACAGAAACCACGAAAUAUUCACGGCCGCUUCCUGCAGGAAGAACCAUACCAGAAACCACGGUCACAGAUUUCAGAUGAAGAAAGAGCUGAAAAAAUCAAUUCUAAUUUGGAGAAAAUGAUACAAUUCAUGACGGUUUUAGGUCAAAUUGACCGGUAUGUAUCAUCCAAAGCCAAGUCAAUUGUGAGCACACUUGGCCGAGCCAUGGAAAAUAAUCCCGAUGACCAUUAUAAUGAUAAGGAUAGUUUGUCAUCGUCUUUUGACUAUUAAGAAUCUUAACAUAUGAUAGUGAAAUGUAUUAAUAUUAUUUAUUUUAUACCUUAUUAUUAUAUUUUUUUAUUUUUCUUAAAAACUAUUCACAGAAUUAUUAUUUUUUAACACAAUUGCUUGUUAAAAAAAAAUGUCAUCCUAUGUUUAUUGACAAAUGUUAAUCAUAAUUUUUUAGUAAUACCAUUAAAAAACAUGACUUUAAAAAAAAACUUCUAACAAAGUAAUAAUAGUAUGUUGGUAUAAGUUUGAAGAAAAAUAAAAUAUUAUUUUUUUUAUACAUAUAAAAUUAGUAACAUUAUUAUCAUUUAUCUGUUUUGAUGAAAUAAUUGUAUUUUGUUUACUAUUACUAUGAGACAUUCCAACAACAAUGAAUAUUAUGUACACAUUUUUUUUAAUUUUUAAUUUUAUGAAAAUACAUUUGCCACAAUGCUAUACCAAGUACUAUGACAGUUCAACUAUCUACAAUAUUCAAUAAGCAAUAUAUUUAUUUAACUGCUUGUUGCUGUUUCACUUGUAUUGGCUUCGGUUUGAUUUUUUUGUCUAUUCCUCCAUGCUGUCAUAUAUGUACGAGGAUGAAUGGGUAAAAAUCCAGAUAAACCUUAA
Cinara cedri is the source of this 8431-nucleotide messenger RNA. Lineage: Eukaryota; Metazoa; Arthropoda; Insecta; Hemiptera; Aphididae. The record is from the annotation of a GenBank genome assembly.